AUGAGAUUAUUAAUUCCUGAUGAAAGGUAACAAUCACCUGGAGAAAUAAUUGGUUACGUUAUUGGAGUCCUUUACUUUUUUGGAAUGAUAUACUAUAUCUACAGGAAACAUUUACUCAGUUUAUUUUAGAUGUUUAUGAAUUAUUUGGAUGAUAAUGAAAACGAAGAACAAUAUAAAGCAAUCCUGUAUAGUUGUUUAAACUCAAUUUAAUUUCUUAUCCUGUGCUUUUACUCAACCUUUAGUAGUGAAUCAGAUUUGGCUGUUUCUACAAUUAUUGGAUCAGAUGCCUUUAUGAUCUUUUUUGUUUUCUCUUACAUUCUUUAUAAGUAUCCUACUCAUUCUCAUGGAGUGCUAGAUACAUGGAUAACAAUAAGAGAUGCAUUUUUUUAUAUCUUAUCACUCUUUGUUCUAUUCAUAUGUAUUUUACUAGAUUUUUUGAACAUUGGAACGGCAGUUAUCUUAUUGGUAGUGUACUUUGCAAAUAUUAUCUUCAUUUUUAAUAGUGAAAAUGUUAAAUCUAAGAUGAUGGAAUGGUUUGAUCUAACUGCUGAAGAUGAAGACUAUAGUUGUGAAUAGCACUUAACUUAUGUGAAGAGAAGAAUAUCCAUCACUCAUUUGAAAGACAAUAAUUACAUUUAAACUGAUGAUCCUACCUUAAUAAAGAAGUUGGCUCUGAAUAAUAAAGCAAGUUCAUAAAAAAGUGGAAAAUUGAAGUUAAUUUUUUAAAAAAUAGUAUACAUUAUAAUAUUUGCCAUUAAAAACUAAGUCAAAUAAGAGAAACAAUUUAGAGUUGAAUAUUAUUUGAAUAUGUAUAAACCUAAAUAAAGAGGACCUCCUUCAAAAAAAAGCAAGAUUGAACCUGCUUCUUCAGUUCCAGACUCACAUCAUUAAAAUAUUAAUGAGGAUAUUCCUUUAAUGGAAAAUAAUGACAUACCUAUCGAACACUAAAAGGAUUAAGAAGGAGUGUAGGAGAAUGAUUAAGAAUAAGAACAAUAAUAAUAACAAGAAUAAGAAGGUGGAAAGCAAAAAUUGACUCUUCCAAAAGGUGGACUAGAUAAAUUCCUUUUUAUUCUGUUCUUCCCUGCCCACCUUAUAUGUCAUUUCAUUCCAACACCAAAAGAUGACGCUGAUUAUGUCAACAUCAUAUUAGAUUUAUUAAUAUCAUUAGCAAUAGUAACAGGUUUAUACUUUUUAAUUGAUUGGUGGAUUUUUGAAAUAUUUGAUGGAACAGGUAUUCCAAUACAAGUUUUGGGAUUUAUAUUUCUUGGUGUUUUGGUUUCAACAUAACUUGCAUACCAUUAAAUUGAUAUUGCAAAGGAAGAGUUGUAAUUGAAAUUUACCUAAGCGUUCUUUUAGACAGCUAUAUGUAAAUCAUCACUUUGUAUGGGAAUUACCUGGGGUAUUCAAUCUUUGAUUAAUAUUGAUACUGGAUUAGUGAGAAGGAGCAGUAAACACUCAAAGACUUUUGCAGUAUGUAUAAUAAUUGUUUGUGGACUUGUUGCAUUUUUAUUAUUUUAAUGCUGGCUAAAACGAUUUAUCUUAGCCAAGUCAGAAGCUUAGAAAUAUAUGGUUGUAUACUGUCUCCUAUUGAUAAUAAUUGCAGUCAUUGUUCCUUUAGAUGUAAUUAAAUGA
Paramecium tetraurelia is the source of this 1632-nucleotide messenger RNA. RefSeq lists its product as uncharacterized. Gene Ontology annotation, biological process: calcium ion transmembrane transport; intracellular calcium ion homeostasis. Gene Ontology annotation, molecular function: calcium channel activity; calcium, potassium:sodium antiporter activity. The record is from RefSeq and is a predicted model, not a curated record. NCBI's taxonomy places the organism in Eukaryota, Ciliophora, Oligohymenophorea, Peniculida, Parameciidae. The transcript is spliced from 4 exons.